CUGUCCUUAAGGUGCUUAGCAUUAGUAAUGCCGCCUUAGUAGCUAAUCGUGAUAGUAGUCCGCUUCGUGUCUCGGUAGCCGUAGCUACUUCUUUAGCUUCACUCUUAGCCUUUUCUCGUCCUUACGCUAGUCUUAGGG
Molecule: messenger RNA, 138 nt
Organism: Scutellospora calospora
Lineage: Eukaryota; Fungi; Glomeromycota; Glomeromycetes; Diversisporales; Gigasporaceae
Source: the annotation of a GenBank genome assembly